Camellia sinensis is the source of this 738-nucleotide messenger RNA. Lineage: Eukaryota; Viridiplantae; Streptophyta; Magnoliopsida; Ericales; Theaceae. The record is from RefSeq and is a predicted model, not a curated record.
AUGCAACAACAAAAUUCCAACUUCUAUAUUGCAAUUGAUUUCGAUAAAGAUGGUCACAUGCGAAGCUUGUUUUGGACGGAUGCAAGGAGUGGGGCAACUUACAAAGCAUUUGGUGAUGUUGUUUCAUUUGACACAACCUAUCUGACAAACAAAUAUGAUAUGUCGUUUGCUCCAUUUGUAGGAGUUAAUCACCAUGGUCAAUCAAUUUUGUUUGAUUGUGGACUGUUAUGUAAUAAGAACACUGAGACAUUUGUGUGGCUAUUCAGAGAAUGGUUAAGUUGCAUGUCAGAUACUCCCCCAAUAACUAUAAUAACUGACUACUGUAGAGCUAUGAAAAAUGCCAUAGAACUUGUCUUCCCACAAGCUCGACAUCGUUGGUGCUUAUGGCAUAUAAUGAAGAAAAUUCCGGAGAAAUUGAGAGGAUAUUCCCAAUAUGAAGCCAUAAAGUUUUCUUUGCAAAAUGCGGUUUAUGAUUUUUUCACAAAAUAUGAAUUUGAUGAAGAAUGGCAAGCGAUGAUUGCGAAGUUCAAACUUCAUGAUAACGAGUGGUUGGGGGUAUUAUACAGUGAGCGACAUAGGUGGAUUCCUGCAUAUGUGAAAAACAUUUUUUGGGCUGGCAUGUCAACUACUCAACAAAGUGAGAGUAUGAAUGCAUUUUUUGAUGGAUAUAUGAACUCAAAGACAACUUUAAAGCAAUUUGUUGAACAGUAUGAAAAUUCCUUGAGAAGUAAGGUGUAG